UGAAGAGGAUCUUCCUCACUGACUCCACUGGGGAAAUUGUCUCGCUCGCCCCCUACAGGAAGAGCGCAGAAUGACAAUUGGAGUGUUUUGACGACUGCGAAAACCAGCUUCUGGAUCGCUUCCAACUUUUCUGAUCGAUUACUUGGAAUCACACAUUAAGUUAGUCUUUAUAGCCCGCUCCGCAGCAAGGAAUAUGCGUUUGUGACUUUGAAAUGUGGUUGUUUAUUUUCUGCCGAAUGGCUAUCUACGACUUGUAGUUGACGUUAUUUAGAUGGGGAAGCUGGCUGCCUCAGCACGGCACUUCCUCCCUUUCCCAGACGGCGCAAAACAAUUUAGACAUAAAUCCUCCUCCCCUGACCCAAGGAUACGUCACCGCUGCUGCUGCUGCUACUGACGCCGCUGCCGCUCUGCCAAGUGCGCAGCUCCGUGGACGCCCACCUCCCCCUAUUCCCCAACUCCACACCCCCCACCCCACGACAACAAGGUUAGCCCACAGCAGCAGCAGCAUGGCCCCGCAGAGCCGCCGCCGAGGGACUGCUCGGACAUCCAGCCGUCGUCAUGCAGACACCGAAUCUGCGUCACGACCAUAAACAGGGACGCGGGCGCUCCCAAUCCACGCGGGAUCAUCCUUCGAGGUUCCACACUUGACGAACACGCGUGGAUUUGAAGAGUAAUGGAGGUAAGCACCGCUGAAGCUUCAGCCCCGGCCGUCGUUGCCCCACCCGCCCCGAAACCUCAGCCGCCGUUAUACCUCGGCCCCGCCCACAGCCUACUGGAGUGGCGUCGGCGGGUCAGGUCCGAGUACAUGCGCCUUCGCCAGCUGAAGCGCCUUAAGAAAGCAGAAGAGGUCAAGGCCGUGUUUGUGUCCAACCGGGUCAAGAUUGAGAAGCAGACCAGCAUCCUGAAUGGGGAAUGGUCCAAUCUGAGGAUCCAGUCGGUGCCGUUGUCGAGCUCAGACGGCCCUGCGGCGACUAAGAAGAUGUGCACCGUGGAGUCCGGCUUCCCAGGGUUCAAAGUUCAGGCCGUGGCCAUGAGGCCUUUGUCGACAGUGACAGGAAUCCCCUUCAUGUACUCCUGGUCGCCUUUGCAGCACAACUUCAUGGUGGAGGAUGAGACAUUUCUGCACAACAUUCCCUACAUGGGUGACGAGGUAUUGGAGCAGGAUGAGGCCUUCCUGGAGGAAUUGAUUGACAACUAUGACGGCGUCCAUGGCGACAGAGGUGCGGUUUUUUUUUUUGUUUUUCUUCAAGCCACCAUUGCUUCACAUCUGCUCCGCUCAUUGCGACGUUGCCUUCCAGAAGGAGGCUUCAUCAGCGACGAAAUCUUUAAGGAGCUGGUGGAGGCCUUGAACCAGUACUCUGACCACGAGGACGAGAACGAGGAGGAAGCCGCGACAGCGGCGCCGACUGAAAAGAAGGAAGCCGAGCGAGCGAUCAGACGAAGCUCGACCGAGGGCGCUGAGGAGACCAAAGCGCCGUUCAACCGCAGGAAGAGGAGGAGCACUGUAGAGGUGCGGGACCCGUCCGGCAGCAAGAAGAUCCCCAGCGACAAGAUCUUCACUGCCAUCGCCUCCAUGUUCCCGUACAAGGGCACCAUGGAGGAGCUGAAGGAAAAGUACAAGGACCUCCUGGAACCCCCCAGCCUGGUCAAGUUGCCCCCACUCUGCACCCCCAACGUGGACGGACCUUUCGCAAAGUCAGUGCAGCGAGAGCAGUCGUUGCACUCCUUCCAUACGCUUUUCUGCCGGCGAUGCUUCAAAUACGACUGCUUCCUCCACCCUUUCCACGCAACACCCAACGUGUACAAGAGGAAGAGCAAAGAGAUCCGAAUGGAGACGGAUCCGUGCGGCGCCGACUGUUUCUUGUUGCAGAAAGGGGCGAAAGAGUUUGUGGAUCAGAACAUGUUGCGCUCGCAGAGGUUUCGCAAGAGGCGCAGGCACCAGCUGCAGCAGCAGCAGCAGCGUCCCGCCAGCGCAAGUUGCCCCGGACCGUCGGGCUUUGCCGAGGAGAGCAAAGACGGAGAAAGCGACCAUGAAACGACAUCCUCCUCAGACGGGAAUUCGCGCUGCCAGACCCCGACCAAGCUGCGUCCGGUCGACGACGAAGCGGAGCAGCCGGCGAGCUGCGCGGCGGAGUGGAGCGGCGCGGAAGAGUCGCUCUUCCGGGUGCUGCACGGCACCUACUUCAACAACUUCUGCUCCAUCGCACGCCUCAUCGGCACCAAAAACUGCAAGGAGGUGUACACGUUUGCAGUGAAGGAGGCGCUCAUCCACCGCGUCCCUCUGGAGGACGGAGGCAUCUUGCCACAGAAGAAAAAAAGGAAGCACAGGUUAUGGGCAAAGAUUCAGCUCAAGAAAGAUAACUCAUCCAAUCAGGUGUACAACUACCAGCCAUGUGACCACCCAGAUCACCCCUGCGACAGCACUUGCCCGUGUGUCAUCACACAGAAUUUCUGCGAGAAGUUUUGCCAGUGUGAGGACGAGUGCCAGAACCGCUUCCCGGGCUGCAGGUGUAAGACCCAGUGCAACACUAAGCAGUGUCCCUGCUACUUGGCCGUGAGGGAGUGCGACCCGGACCUGUGCAUGACUUGUGGCGCCGCCGAGCAUUGGGACAGCAAAGUGGUGUCGUGUAAGAACUGCAGCAUCCAGAGGGGCCUCAAAAAGCACCUCCUGUUGGCUCCAUCGGAUGUCGCCGGAUGGGGCACCUUCAUCAAAGAGCCUGUGCAGAAGAACGAGUUCAUCUCAGAGUAUUGCGGAGAGCUCAUCUCACAGGAGGAGGCGGACCGACGCGGCAGAAUCUACGACAAAUACAUGUCCAGCUUCCUUUUCAACCUGAACAAUGACUUUGUCGUUGAUGCCACAAGGAAAGGGAACAAAAUCCGCUUUGCCAAUCACUCGGUCAAUCCAAACUGCUACGCCAAAGUGGUGAUGGUGAACGGAGACCACCGCAUCGGGAUCUUCGCCAAGCGGUCCAUCAUGCAAGGGGAAGAGCUUUUCUUCGACUACAGAUACAGCCAAGCGGACGCCCUCAAAUAUGUCGGCAUCGAAAGGGAGGUGGAUAUGUCUUAGCCGACCAGCACCAUACAUAAAUACUGGAUAUCCUGUCCUUAACUUCUGCAGCCCUCCACUAGCGCCUCCGUCCCGUUUGGGGUCUUUCUGCAGCAUCGCACGUUGGCUCCGUCCUUUGAAAAUAGCGCCUCAAAAAAAAAAAAAAAAAAGAGGAAAAAAAGCAGCCCCUCCCUUCCUCGAUGUUUGCAGAUGCACUAGUCCCCCUCCCUUCCUUUCAUCCACCCAAAUGCACGAGUGUACACACCACGCUUGUCAACUUUAUACGAUUACAGUAGUCCGUGUUGCUAAGGGGUUUUUCCUUUGUGCUCGACUCAGGCAGCACUCGUAGUUAGCUUACAGGAUGUCCGUUUAGUUACAGCGAGCAGCGACCUGCAUGUGCUGUCUCUCGGGUAAAUAAAAUUCAGUAAACGAGUUUAGUUGGCAGUAUUUCGCGUCACGGUGUUGUCACAUGAUGAGGCUAAAAGUUGUGCAUUUAUGUCAAAAAUAUAAUAAUAGGCAAGGAACCGACUGAUUGAAUGUAACCCAUAGAUGGCAUUCGUUUUCAUUUUCAUUUAAAGGGGACAUAUUAUGAAGAAUUUACUUUGUCAUUGCUUGUAAACAAAUAGUUGGCCUUCUGGAAAGUAAAUCUUUUUUCCUGCGUAUUUAUGAAAAUGUGUCCUGGGGUGUGCCAUUCACCAACUUUCUCUACUCAUGACUUAGUCACCGGGUUGAUGAAAGAUUGCUCGUUUUCAAGCAACAGCCGUACUGCAAUGUCAAAAGAUAAGCCGAGAUGCAGUGUUAGCUCAGAUUAGAACCGCCCUCCGACAACCAAGUGAUUUCAACCAGAGUGUGACAAGUUGAUGUUAAGUGUGCUGUAAUUCUUUAUCCUUUGUGUAUUUUGACUGAAGAAUGUCAGAGAUGUUUUAAAGACACCCGAGAGCUUCUUUAAAUUGUGAAAUAAAAAUGAAUAAUAUGUCUCCUUUAACGCAGUUAACCUGUUGAUUGGUCCUUGAAGCAGUUGUUGUAUUUAGCUGAAAGGCAAAUAAUUAAUAGACAAAUGCAGCUAAUGUCUUCCUGGUUCCGCACUAGAGUUUAAAUGAGUAUUAGGCCCAUACUGAAAUUUAAAUAGUUAAAUUUAAUAAUAAAAAUGUGACUGAGAAUAAAUUUGCAUUAGCCUUUUUAGAGCGUCAUUUUAUG
Messenger RNA from Hippocampus comes (tiger tail seahorse), 4243 nucleotides. RefSeq names its product enhancer of zeste 1 polycomb repressive complex 2 subunit (gene ezh1). The transcript is spliced from 19 exons. NCBI's taxonomy places the organism in Eukaryota, Metazoa, Chordata, Actinopteri, Syngnathiformes, Syngnathidae. Gene Ontology annotation, molecular function: protein binding; histone H3K27 methyltransferase activity; chromatin binding. Gene Ontology annotation, biological process: heterochromatin formation. The record is from RefSeq and is a predicted model, not a curated record. Gene Ontology annotation, cellular component: ESC/E(Z) complex; nucleus. Bases 674 to 3067 code for a protein of 797 amino acids.